Messenger RNA from Peniophora sp. CBMAI 1063, 909 nucleotides. NCBI's taxonomy places the organism in Eukaryota, Fungi, Basidiomycota, Agaricomycetes, Russulales, Peniophoraceae. The record is from the annotation of a GenBank genome assembly.
AUGCUUUCCGUUGCCCGUCGCUCGACGCGCGCGACGCGCCCAUUGCUCUCCUUAGCUCGCGCUAAUCACUCACUCCCUCCAAACAAUGGCUCAAAUGCUACCGGUGAAUCCAGCACCACGCAUUUCGGCUUUCGCUCGGUGCCUACGCCGGAGAAGCAGUCACUAGUCCACAACGUCUUCUCCUCGGUCGCAUCCUCAUACGACCUCAUGAACGACGCCAUGUCUCUCGGAGUACAUCGACUAUGGAAGGACGACUACGUCUCGCUGCUCCGACCGGGCUCGAAGGGUCCCAUGAAAUGCAUAGACGUAGCAGGCGGCACCGGCGACAUCGCGCUGAGGAUACUCGACUGGAGCAGGGAGAAAUACGGAGAGCGAGGGACGAGCGUGGAUGUGGUCGACAUCAACGGCGGAAUGCUGGCCGAGGGCCAAAAGCGCUUCGCAAAGACAAUGUAUCACGCGACACCCCAAGUUAGCUUUACAGAGGCGGAUGCCCAGGCGUUAAACAGGGAGCGCUUCCCGGAUAAUACCUACGACUUGUACACCAUCGCUUUUGGUAUCCGUAAUGUCACGGAUAUCAAUGCUGCGUUGCGGGAGGCGCAACGUGUGCUGAAACCGGGAGGCGUAUUCGCAUGCUUGGAGUUCAACAAAGUGAACAACCCAUUAUUGGCACAGCUGUAUGAUACCUACUCCUUCAGCGUUAUUCCUAUGCUCGGGUCCAUUCUCGCGGGCGACCGCGAGUCGUACCAAUACCUUGUCGAGUCUAUUCGCAGGUUCCCACCUCAGGAGGAGUUCGCGAAGAUGAUUGAGAACGCAGGUUUCGCAACAGGAGGUCACUUCUCCGGCGACGGCGGUGCGUGGAGGGACUUGUGGGGAGGUAUCGCAUGCGUGCAUCUUGGUGUCAAGGUCUAG